GCCAUUGACUACACAUCUAAAGUGAGAGCUCACACUAUGAUAAAUAUUCUAAUCCUUCAUAAUUUAAAGGGAGGUCUACUUAUUGAGAUCGAAGAAGCCGACCUUCAGCAGAGUAUUUUUCGCUAAUCAGCCCACCAUCGCCGUGUCCAAUUAUCUCUAAAAGCACCGGUGUCUCAAGAGGGAUCCCAUACGUAUGAUCCCGAAUAGCUAGAUUUCUCAAACCAGCUGUCCUUCUUCACCAUUGCUGAAUUCUGGCCUUACACCGCAUCGUAAUGGAACCACUCGUAAAAUCCUUUAAACUCCUCUGCAAUUGAGAUUUUGCAGAGGAAAAAAUCCCCACUGUCAGGCUUCAGGUCUCUGCUUAUUGCCUUGUCUUAAGGUCUGGGAAUAUUCCAAUCAAAACAAACCAUGUUCAAUCAGAUGAACAGAUAUGAUCGCAUCAACAAAAAGGCAAUCUCGUCCCCCUAAGCUCAGACGCUUAUGUACCGCCAGUUCCAAGUCCCCGAAAACUCAAAAUCAAGCCUUCCCGCUACUGCGCCAGACAAACUCAUGCAUAAAAUUCUCCACCCCAGCAGCAUUCUCACUCCGGGGCCACUAAAGGAGACCUUCCAGUGGAAACAAAAGGCCCGGGCGUCGUCCAUUGAAGCCUGCACCCUGCCCAGUUCGAAACAUCUUACACAACAGAUAAUCCGACGGGUCUUCGUCAGUAGUCUCCGCAGCAACUGGAGGAUCGAUCGUCUCAUGUUCUGUGCUAGCUGGUUUGGCAGGACGAAAAGUUUUUGUAUUUGUAUUCUUGUUCCCUUCUUCUUGUUUGGUUUCUCAAUUGCGUUUUCAUCUUUUCUCGACACUUAUACCCCUCUCCAUUUCUCUUUUUCUUGGUUGAUACCAUUCGAUUCUUUCUCGAGAGCAGGCUCUCUUUCAUCACACUUGACAAUGACUCCAAAAUACAACAUACCGCUGCGCAUUCUGCAGGCAGUCUUUUCUAUCGUAGUGCUUGCACUUUCAAGCUAUGUCGCAUUCAUACAAAACCAAACAGGAUACCAUUCUGCUACACAAAUCAAUUUUCUUAUCUUCGUUUCUUCCUUCUCACUUCUAUCAUUGCUCUUCCUAGAGCUUGCGCCUCGAUUCGCACCAAAAGGUAAGUCAGACCGUCCGUCACCAAACAACAAAGAUCUCGCAAGGCUAAUGUAUAGCAGUAUCAAAUCAAUACGUUCAAUUAUUUGUCCAGUGUCUGGUCGGAGGACUCUACCUAGGCGGCUUCAUCGCUCUUUCGGUUUUCCUCGGCCAGCUCAUGUACUGCCAAGGAAGCAUAUGCACAGCUGCCAAAGUCGAUGCGGUUUUCGGAGCCGUUAGCUGCACCGUAUGGAUGGCGUCUGUAGCGACAUUAGGAAUCGAAAUGUCGAGAUUUGGACGCAGAUACGAGUCAUCAGGGGAGAGCACGGAGAAGGUUGCGGAUAAGGGGGUUCUGGUUUAGAUGGUUACAACAAGGGAAGCAAGCUCACAUGGGAGUCGCGCUUAGAAGGAGAAGGCUACAACAGGGGCUCUUGGGAAUGGGAAAUAAUGAAAUGGCGAUGGAUGGGAUAAAUCUAUCUGCUAGGUAUAAUUGAGUCUAGGCAAAGUCGAGUAUCAGCCUUCUCUCGGACCUCACAACCGACUCGCAGUAGCCAGUCUUUACGAAUAGCUAAUAAUGCAUUUGACAACGAUGUCAAAUUUGCAUCAUCCUCCGUUUCUUCUCGUCGUCUGUUCGCGAAUUUUGCAGCACCAAACUUGAGAGAAAGGCCAAGACAGUGUCAGGAAUACUUGGAGCUGUCUAUUCUCCCUACUGAGUGCUGCCUAAUACGGGCUUCAUACUCAUGAUCUCAUAGUUCACGAUCCACUUGGGAGCCUUGUAGGGCUGACUGCGGCAAGACUAUCCGCCUUAGCGCCACGCAAUUGGGCAGGAGUAAUUCUAGCGUGCUUCUAGUCUUCCGCAUGACUUUAGGCUUUGGGACCUAGGAUUCUGCUAGUUUUGAUCGAGUAUGGUUGUAGAAGACGAAUAUGUUCUGCGGUUAUUCGGCAGUAACAGGGUCAGCUGGCUUGGGCUUAGCGACAUGUUGUUGCUCCAAAGGUACUGAGAUUUGAUCAAGAAUCCGGGGU
Cadophora gregata is the source of this 2136-nucleotide messenger RNA. RefSeq lists its product as uncharacterized. Bases 481 to 1353 code for a protein of 290 amino acids. Gene Ontology annotation, cellular component: membrane. Lineage: Eukaryota; Fungi; Ascomycota; Leotiomycetes; Helotiales; Ploettnerulaceae. The record is from RefSeq and is a predicted model, not a curated record. The transcript is spliced from 2 exons.